UGCUGUGGCGAUAGUUUGCAGUUUGUUUUUAUCCGAAAAAAAAACUUUCUCAAAAGAAAAGGCGAUGGUCAAAGAAGUGGAGACAAGACAACGCGAGCAUGGACUAUACUUGCUACAUCAUGAUAUGGAGAUUUGUGCAGAAUUCCAUCGAAUAACAAGUAAAAAUUUAAAGAGUACAUUUUAUUCUGCAUUUGAUAAGUACAUGCCACGCCUAAUGACGAUAUACCGUGAAAAAGCGGCCUGCACUGGCAAAACUUCUGAAUUGCUAAGAAGCAUCUUCAGGACCUAUGAUCUCCUUGAAGACGUCAAUAUCUACAGCAGACGGACAGUUACUCUGCGGGCCCUUCCCAUCUUCCUGCGGGAAGAUGCUGCUGGAUUUUUUAAGACCUGGAAUGCAGAAGAAAUUGACCUCCCAGACAUCUCGGACGCAACUCUUGCUAUUCUCACUGUCUCAAGUGAUACGGACUCCCUUGUGACGUUUGCUCCUGCUAUUAAUUCUAUAGUUCUUGAGGGACAUAUUGUUGUGCGUGAUAUAGCGGAGUUGACAGAGGCAUUCAUUUUGCUGUUCGGUUUAAUUUAUGCACUUCACCUUGAUUAUCCAAAACAAUUGUCAUACACAUUCAGUUUCAUUCAGAGAAUUAUAAUGGGUUUGGAUGACCUGAAGGGGUUACCUCCAAGACUGCUUAGCCUUAAAAAUGAGUUGAUGAUGGAUGAGUAAGCCUAAGUCUGCUUUCCAAAUGUCAUUGUUGGUGCUGGCAGCAUGUUUACAAUCAAGCAAGCAAUGGAGUACCAUUUUUUUCCUGCUUUUUAUUAAUGCCGCCCUAUUAUUGUUGGCCUAUUAUUUAGUUUUUUGAGAAUUUUUACCUUUGUGGUUAUUUCUUUGAUUUU
Messenger RNA from Paramisgurnus dabryanus, 888 nucleotides. The record is from RefSeq and is a predicted model, not a curated record. Lineage: Eukaryota; Metazoa; Chordata; Actinopteri; Cypriniformes; Cobitidae.